Messenger RNA from Oryza sativa Japonica Group (Japanese rice), 2082 nucleotides. RefSeq names its product shaggy-related protein kinase delta. NCBI's taxonomy places the organism in Eukaryota, Viridiplantae, Streptophyta, Magnoliopsida, Poales, Poaceae. Gene Ontology annotation, cellular component: cytoplasm. Gene Ontology annotation, biological process: protein phosphorylation; signal transduction. The record is from RefSeq and is a predicted model, not a curated record. Gene Ontology annotation, molecular function: protein serine/threonine kinase activity; ATP binding.
UCUCCCCCCUCAUCUCCCCCAUCCUUCCAUUCCAUCCAUGGCAUCACCUCCAUAAAUUUCUCUCUGCUCCUCCAUGCCCUUGCCUAUUCUUUUUUACCAGAAAAGGAAAAGUUUGGAAGGAGAAGAGCAGCUGCCCUCCACUACCUCACUCCACUCUCCCCCCCUACCUAACCUACUUGCUCCACACCAGAGAGAGCCCCAAACCAUCUCAUCUCAUCCUCUUCCGAUUCCCUGCUCGCCCAUAAUUAUUCCAAGAGCACUGGAGCCUGUUGAUCUGCUUGCUCCAAGAAUUUUUCUUUCAUCUCUGUGGGAUUUUGGCUCCAGCUGUUGCUGAAGUGAUGCUGGAGGAAACGGCAUUGCAAUGGCGGGCUGAUCUUCUGCAAGCAAUGGAGUGAAUACUGGUCUGUUUUUCUUGUCCUGACCUGGGGAAUCUCGGGUAGUGGGGGAUGGCCUAUUCUGGACUAAGGCAUGGCGGCGUUGGGAGCUCCUCUCGGCCGGGACAUGGAUUCAAGGGCCCGGCUAGUUCGGUUGAAUGUCUAGGAAGGGAGAUGCUGGAAAUGCAAUUGAGGGAUUCCAAACCAGAUGUUGGUGAUGAAAAGAACACUGAACGAGAUGUAGUCGACGGCUCUAGCGCUGAAGCUGGUCACAUAAUAGCUACUACGAUCCGUGGCCGAAAUGGUCUACCUAAACAGUCUGUCACUUAUAUUGCUGAGCAUGUGGUCGGAACUGGUUCUUUUGGGGUUGUAUAUCAGGCCAAAUGUCGAGAAACAGGAGAAAUUGUUGCCAUUAAAAAGGUUCUUCAAGAUAAACGUUACAAGAACAGGGAAUUGCAAAUUAUGCAUAUGCUGGAUCAUCCUAAUAUUGUUGGUCUUAAGCAUUACUUCUUCUCAACCACUGAAAGGGAUGAACUUUACCUCAAUCUUGUCCUUGAGUAUGUUCCAGAGACAGUAAACCGAAUUGCGAGACAGUACAGCAGAAUGAAUCAACGGGUGCCCCUCAUUUAUGUCAAAUUAUACACUUAUCAGAUAUGCCGAGCACUUGCUUACAUACAUAACUGUGUUGGCAUCUGCCACCGUGAUAUAAAACCACAGAAUGUUCUUGUUAACCCACAUACACACCAGCUCAAAAUAUGUGAUUUUGGCAGUGCAAAAGUUUUGGUCAAAGGAGAGCCAAAUAUCUCCUACAUAUGCUCAAGAUAUUACAGGGCACCAGAGCUCAUAUUUGGUGCAACUGAAUAUACUACUGCCAUUGAUUUGUGGUCUACAGGCUGUGUCAUGGCAGAGCUUCUGCUUGGACAGCCUCUGUUCCCUGGGGAAAGUGGAGUUGAUCAGCUGGUCGAGAUUAUCAAGGUUUUGGGUACUCCAACAAGGGAAGAGAUCAAGUGCAUGAAUCCGAACUACACGGAGUUCAAAUUCCCUCAAAUUAAGGCUCAUCCAUGGCACAAGGUUUUCCAAAAAAGGCUUCCACCUGAAGCAGUGGACCUUGUAAGCAGGUUUCUGCAAUACUCACCAAAUCUUCGGUGCACCGCUAUGGAAGCCUGCAUGCACCCUUUCUUUGAUGAGUUGAGAGAUCCAAACACUCGUCUACCUAAUGGGCGUCCUCUUCCUCCUCUCUUCAACUUCAGAACACAAGAGCUAAAUGGCAUCCCUCCAGAAGCCAUCGAACGUCUGGUUCCCGAGCAUGCGAGAAGGCAGAGUUUGUUCAUGGCGCUGCGCACCUAGUUCUCUAGCUCUUCUUUUUUCGCAGUUUUUCUUCCUGAGGGAAGCUCUGUAAAGGUGUAGUGGCUUCUAUGUGCCCAUCUCAGUGUGGAUAAGGUCUUUGGCUAGAGUUGUUGUUGUUGUUGUUCAUGGCAGGAUGUGAUGUGAGUGAGGUUGGAGAAGAAGAGGCUUGUGCUUUGGUGUGCUUGUGCAGUUGGUUUGAGGUUGGAAUCUAUGCUUCAGGGUUCCAGGCUGUGUAACUCCUCCAGUUCUCUUUGGACUUUGGUUUGAAGAUUGUGUGCAGUAACAGUGCUUGGUUCAACUUCAGUUCAGAGUGGUCUGGUGAUGAUAAAGAAAAUCAUUCAGAAAGUUUUGUUUAUGUUCA